This is a messenger RNA of Lodderomyces parapsilosis, 5184 nucleotides long. Its product is annotated as putative ubiquitin-protein ligase. Lineage: Eukaryota; Fungi; Ascomycota; Pichiomycetes; Serinales; Debaryomycetaceae. Gene Ontology annotation, molecular function: ubiquitin protein ligase activity. Gene Ontology annotation, biological process: protein polyubiquitination; proteasome-mediated ubiquitin-dependent protein catabolic process. The transcript has a single exon. Gene Ontology annotation, cellular component: nuclear speck. Bases 1 to 5184 code for a protein of 1727 amino acids. The record is from RefSeq and is a predicted model, not a curated record.
AUGUCCAGUGAACAUACAUCUAACAGGGCUUCUAACAAUCAAAACAACGCCAGAGAUUACAAAUCUCGACUUGCAUUACCCAAUGAUUCUGAUGAUUCUCAACUUUCUGACGAAGAUGAUUCACUUUUGAGACUUUCACAACAAGCACAACAUAGGAAGUUGAGUCAACUGCAACUUGUCAACGAGGAGCCUCUUGAACCACUGGAACCUGUUGUUACAGCAGCUGAUAGCGGUAGUGAAAUAGACGAAAAUGAAGACUUUCACAAUGAUCCGAUUAUUGAAGAAGAAGACGAAGACGAAGAAGACGACGACGACGACGAUGGCGAAGAAGAGUCAUUUGGCCGAAGUGAUAACGAACGAAAUGAAGAGGAUGAAUUGGAAAUGCUAGAAACUGCCGAUUUUCUUCGUCAACUUAUGCAAGCUAGAAGGGUAGCAGAGAUCAAUUCUGGAUCUGGUGACGACAGAAACAUCAAUCGUGAUAGCAGUAGCUCCAAUGAGGAACAAAGAGCAGAGGGGGAUUUAGAUGAUACCCGUGCUGAGUUCCUUCGUGCAAUUGGUGCUUUGUCGGGAGCAAGAGGAAGUGAGGCACCAAAUGAAACCGCCGCCGGAGGGAGUAGGAGUGGUACCGACAGAGAUGCCCCCGCGGGGUUUGUUGACGUCAUGCAAAGAUUAAUGGGAGGUGGUAUUAUGUUUGGUGGUAGUGGUGGUUCACAAGAUGGUGAAAAUAUUGGCGCACUCAUCAACAAUUUGGAGCAAAGGGGAGACACUUUUAUUAUUCUUGAAUCAUUGAACCAAAUCUCGGAAAAUUUGCUCAUGAUGAAUGGAUUAACUGCUGAGCGUUUGAUUCCAUCCAACAGAUUAGCCAAGAGUCUUGUGAAUAUAAUGGAGGACCCAGCAUUAGAGGAUGAAUUGGAGUUGCACCUUGUUGCCUGUCGUUGUUUGUAUAACUUUUUGGAAGUCAAUCAGGAUUUUAUUCACGAUGCAUUGAACAACAACGCCGUACAAGCAUUAUGCAAUAAGCUUUUAGAAAUAAAGUAUAUCGAUCUUACGGAGCAAGCAUUACAGACGCUUGAAAUGAUUUCCAGAGAUCCCAUAUCACAUAACAGUAUUAUUUUAAACAAUGGGUUAACUGCUUGUUUGCAAUACCUUGAUUUCCUAACAGUCCAUGCCCAACGGAAAUGUCUUAGUAUUGUGUCGAAUUCGUGCACCAAUAUCUCCGUGUCGAAUUUCAACAAAAUCAAGGAGGCUUUCAACGGCAUAACCGAAGUUGUUAGAGCACAUAAUGACCAAAACGUUGUUGAAAAUGCAUGGAUCACAAUCGCAAGAAUCAUUGAAUGCUUUAAGAAUAAGCCAGAGUAUUUGAAUGAGCUCUUUACGGGCAAGGAGUUAUUCUUUAAAGAGUUUGUCAAUGUAAUCUUAGUCAGUUGUAACAAAUCGCUGAAUACCAGUGCAGAGUCUGAACAUGUUGCGUUGUCUUUUAGCUCGUGCCUAAGCUUGAUCAAGUCAUUGAUCAUCUUGUCGAGUGUCAGCAUUGAAGUGUCCAAGAUUCUAUUGAGUGAUUGUGACAUUGGGUCAAUAAUUGUAAAAUCGUUGAAUAAGUUUGCGAGAGCAAGGCGUGGGGAAAACGGUGAUUCCUUGAAAGGUGAUGACGUUGAAAUCUCGAUUGAGGCGUUGUUAGCUGCUCCCAAAGAGUUGGUGUCACAGUUUUUGACUUUGAUAGGGUACUUGGUACCAAUAAAUUAUACACCAAGAAAAGCGCUUUACUUGAAACCGGAUUUCGAAGAUUACGAGGAGAGAGUGUGUGUUAACAAUAAAAGAGAAGAAUUGUGCAAUGAGAUUAUUCCUGAUGAUUAUUGGAAAUUUAUCAACGAAAUUUGGACAUUGCUGAUUUACAGUAUUCAAGCAACAACAGAUGUCGACAUUAGGCGAAGAGGGUUCAUUGUUUUGUACAGAAUCGUCAAUUCCAUGGAUGCAUCUCGGUUGGGGCAAAUUAAGCAUCAUGAGCUUGUUUCUGGAUUAUUAGCUUCUGUUGUCAAUCAAUACCUGCCACAAGUUUUGCAAGGAUUAAAGAAGUUGUCAGAGUCCAGAAAGCAAGAUGAGGAUGUAGACAUGCGAACCAGUGACUUUGAAGAUUUCGAUGAUGCUCAUGACCAUCUUUCCAGUGACGAAAGAAACAAUGAUGAAAGCGAUGAAGAGAUGGAUGAAGAGAGCCAUGACCCUGAAGAGGAGGAUGAAGAGGAUGACGAUGAUGACGAUGAUGACGAUGAUAACGAUGAUGACAAUGAUGACGAUGAUGAUGAUGAAGAUGAUGAUGAAGAUGAUGGUGAAGACGAGCAUGAAGACGACUUUCCCAUCACUAACCGGGCAGAUGACCUCAAGAGUCUCAACUCAACCAUGUUGAUAUUAAGUGCAUUGGAGAUAUUAAAUGUAUUGUUGCAAAAAGCGCCAGGCGUAUUCUUACAACCUUUUGAAAGAGAGGGAUUGAUGAAUGACGUUGCUUCUAUAUUAAAAAGCUCCUCGUUUUUAAGGAGAAGAUCUAGGUCACGAUCUUCGCAAAAUCAUUUUCUGACCUCAUUUGCAAAUAAAUACAUCGACGUCGAGUUUACUAAAGAGUACGAAUAUAGAACUUCGAUGAGGGAUGUUUAUUUCAGGAUAAAAUUGGCAGUUUCUGAAAUUCACAAGGCAUACAAUGAAGAGAAGAUGUCUCAAAGCAGUGAGCUUUCCGAACACAUGCACAUAUUACAUCAUAUCAAGGACAUCUUAUCCGAUACAAAGGCUACCAAAUCAUUCAGUUACGACCAAUGGCUACAGGUCUGGGAACAAUUCAAGUUUGCUUUAAAGGGAGGAUCUUCUAAGGUUCACGUUUCCAGUUUCGAGCUCAUUUCUACCGGUGUUUUUACACAACUAACAACCUUGUUGGCACAGAAUGAUUCAGAACACGUUUUUGAAUCUAAUCCAUGUUAUCGUGCGUUCAUCCACUCGUUUUUUAAUGACAGCUGUGCAGAUGCAAAGUUGCUCGUGCAUCAAUUGCUUGAAGCUUUAACAAGGUCAGAAUCUUUUGAGAUUGUGGCAGCUGGAGGUCAUAAUCAUCACUCAGCAUCGUCUCGUGAUCAACAUCAAGCUACCUUAAUGGCGAAUCAAAUUAAAUUGAAAUUGAACUUGGAGGGUGAUCUGGGCGAUGUCAAGAUGCCCACUAGCUUGCAAAACACAGUUGUGUCUGUCCACGCAAUUGCUACAUUUAAAUCAAUCCUUUCAUUCUUAAAACUGAGGCUACAAUUUAUGGAACAAUUAUCAAGUAUGGGUUCCAAUCGAAGUAUAGGUAAUGAAGAUGACGGCAAAAAGUCAGACUAUAGCUUGGAAUUUUUGAUUAAUGGGGAAGUCAUUCCCGUUGAAACAACAAUAUAUGGAGCUAUUUAUAGAGCAGCUCAAUCGAAGCCAGAUGAAAUAGUUGAUCCCAAGAAAAUUUGGAAUGGAGUUCACCAAGUAACCUUCAGAAAAGUCAGUACCGAAGUGAGCAGUGAGAGUGUGUUCAAAAACUACAAUACCACUGUUGACGAUACUGAGUUGGCAAUUUACGAUAAAACUACGAUUGGUGUUUUGCAGCUAUUAAAAGUAUUGUUCAAAAUGAAUACAUUUGUUCAUCAUAGUGGUAAACCCAGUGUUCCGGUUAAAGAAUUCAUCAAUUGGAAAUUAACAGCAAAAUUGAAUAGACAAUUGGAAGAGCCUUUGGUUGUGGCUAGCGGUACAUUACCUGGAUGGAGCAUAAACUUGACAAAGCAAUUUCCAUUCAUAUUCCCAUUGGCAACGAGGAUAUUCUUUUUUCAGUCUACUUCGUUUGGCUAUUCACGUUUGAUUCAUCAAUGGCAAUUGAGGACAAACCAAGAUUACGAGGACGGUCGAGGUAGUGAUACCUCAAAUACUAAUUCUGCAUAUAACCAAAGACCGCAAUUGGGUAGACCAAACAGACACAAGGUUAGAAUAUCGAGAAAGAUGAUGUUGCAAAGUGCAUUAAAAGUAUUGGGUAUGUAUGGUUCCACUCCCGGUAUUUUGGAAAUUGAAUACUUUGAUGAAGUUGGAUCGGGAUUAGGACCAACUUUGGAGUUUUACUCAACAGUGUCCAAAGAGUUUUCGAAACGCAAAUUGAAGCUAUGGAGGGAUGAGGACAGAUAUGAUGGUGACGCCGAAGGGUAUGUUGAGAAUAAGCAUGGUUUGUUUCCAUCACCAAUGGAUAAGCAGCAAGUUAAUAAUGAAAACGGGAAAAAGAUUUUGUAUUUCUUUUCAUCAUUGGGUAAGUUUAUCGCCCGGGCUUUGUUGGAUUCAAGAAUCAUUGAUUUCAAUUUCAACCCCGUAUUUCUCAAAUUGGUGCAAUUUUUCAAUCAAAAGAACUCAUCUUCACAAUUACAACCAAUGAAUCAAAAACUAAUGAAAAAGAUUGUUUCUUUACAAAAUUUGAGAAUGGUUGAUCCCGAGUUGGCCAAGUCAUUACUGCAUUUGCAAAAAUAUGCCAGGGGUUUUGAAACUGUUGCUCCAGAACAAAGAGAUUUUGUUGAAAUUGAUGGCGCCAAACUUGGUGAUUUGGGGAUAUAUUUUGAAUUACCAGGUUACCCUAAAUACGAAUUGAUACCCAACGGUAGCGAUACAUUGGUUCAAGCAGGUAAUUUAGAUCUUUACAUUACCAAAGUUCUUGAGCAUACAUUGUUUACUGGUGUUGUUCAUCAAGCCAAAGCUUUUAUGGAUGGAUUUUCCAAAGUAUUCCCCAUAACUUCAUUGGUAAUAUUUUCUCCACAAGAGUUGGUUGAGUUGUUUGGUAACUGUGAAGAAGACUGGUCAUAUGAUGCGUUGUCUUCGGCAAUUGUGGCUAAUCAUGGAUAUAGCAAAGAUUCGCCAGAGAUUAAAGAUUUGAUUCAGAUUUUAAUUGAUUUCAAUUUGGAAGAAAAGAGGCAAUUUUUGCAGUUUCUUACUGGAUCUCCCAAAUUGCCCAUUGGUGGAUUCAAGGCAUUGCGGCCGGAAUUGACGGUUGUCCGAAAACAUGCUGAAGAUGGGUUGAAGGAUGACGAUUAUUUGCCUAGUGUUAUGACUUGUGCUAAUUAUUUAAAGAUACCAAAGUAUUCCAGUAGGGAUGUGAUGAAGGAGAAGUUGUUGCAAGCAGUUAAAGAAGGAGCUGGUGCAUUUUUAUUGUCAUGA